Solanum tuberosum (potato) is the source of this 885-nucleotide messenger RNA. Its product is annotated as two-on-two hemoglobin-3-like. The coding region runs from base 88 to 588 and encodes 166 amino acids. Gene Ontology annotation, biological process: oxygen transport. Gene Ontology annotation, molecular function: oxygen carrier activity; oxygen binding; heme binding. The record is from RefSeq and is a predicted model, not a curated record. The transcript has 4 exons. Lineage: Eukaryota; Viridiplantae; Streptophyta; Magnoliopsida; Solanales; Solanaceae.
UCCACUGCUGAAAUGUCACUCUCCAAAUUUUAGUAUCCAAGAAAAAAUUGGAGCACUAGCAUACUGCCAUAUCACCAUAGAAGAAAAAUGGUAUCUUUAGAGCAAAAGGCAUCAGAAUGGAGUGGAGUUGAUCCAAAGGAUGCAGUUGCCAUUGAUGAGAUUAAUCUCUUUGAAAAACUUGGUCUUCAAACUUUCAUCAAUCUAUCUACCAAUUUCUACAACAGGGUGUAUGGUGAUGAGGAAGAGUGGUUUCGAUCAAUUUUCUCGAAUUCAAAUAAAGAAGAAGCCAUUAGGAAUCAGUAUGAGUUCUUUGUGCAAAGAAUGGGAGGGCCUAAUUUGUACUCACAGAGGAAAGGCCAUACAGCAUUGAUUGGACGCCACCGCACGUUUCCAGUAACUCAUAAGGCUGCAGAGAGAUGGUUACACCAUAUGCAACAAACACUGGACAGUGCUGCAGAUGUUGAUGAAGAUUCCAAAACUAAAAUGAUCAACUUUUUUAGGCACACUGCAUUCUUUCUGGUAGCUGGAGUUGAGUUGAAGAAUCAAAACAAAGGAACAGGAUGUAAGAAUUGCAGCCACCAACACUAAGCAAGUUGAUGAGUUUAAUUGACUAUAUUGAUAAAAGAAUUGUGCCUCAAUCGCAAACCAGUUGGGAUUGACUAUAUGAAUCUAUGUUAUCGCUCCAUGUGAGUACGUGAUAUGUAAUAAUGAAGAUUAGAUCAUAAAAUCAUUUUGGGAAUUUCUUCAGUCUGCAAGUAUGUGAAAAUUUUGAAAGCCAUUGGAACACCUUAUAGUAAUGGCAUGCGUCCAUUUAAAUUGUUAAAUGUGAAAACAAAUACACUAUUGGAAGGGGUCUUUUAGUAAAGAGGCAACUUAUUCAUAUAC